UUUCACGUGCCGAUCAUCAUUGCACGAACAGUAUCCUAUCAUUCAGAGGCAAAUGUCACGUCUAACGUCGUUCUUUACAUGUCCUAGAGGAUUGCAACAAUUAUUCUGAGACACGCUGCAUUCAACAAUAGAAUUUUUCCAAUAAAUAGUAAGUACUGGAACCUUCGGAGCUUAUCAUCUUGAGACGUGCAGUUUUUAAUUAGUUUAGCAACCUAAGUGCAUUAAACUAGUUUCUACUUAUAACAGCAUUUUACUGCAAUGUCAUUGGGAUCUUAAAACUUUUUGAUGAUAAUGACAAUAGUCUUGAUAAUGACAAUAGUCUUUUGUCAGAGCAAGAGUUCUGUCGGAACUUUAUUUUUCGAUGUUAUCAGAAUACCUCCCAUCGCCCUUUAAUGUGUCAACUGAAGUGCUCAUUAUUAUUACAACCUUUACACAGAUAAAUUUGUUCUGUUGACCGAGUGAAUUUCGUUAUGAUGGUUUUGAAGGAACGAAUUGUUUUCUGAAGUGAAUUAGCGGGAAACCAUUUUUAUGGAAAUUAUAGUUUCAACUACUUCACGAGGAAGACUGGAAAGAAGGUCUAUUUUGUAUUGCGGUGUUAAAUAAAGAACGAAAUAUUUUGUGUAGAUUCAGAAGGCAGAUGUAGUAUGAACUAUUUUAUAUUUCUGUAUAAAAUAGAAGGAAUGAUAACAGAGGAGUAACGAGUGCAUAAUUUUAUAAAAUAUGUAUUAAAUUGCUCACUAUUUUACUAAGUUUUUGUUUUUAUAUUUUGGACUACAUAUUAUGCAGAAGGUGCCAUUAAAUGAUAAAAUAUUAUAUGUAGAGAACACAGAAUAUAUUCUGAACUCAGAAACUAUUUUGCAAUAGAUAUAGAUUAAUUAAAUCAAUAAGUGUAUUGAUGUUGCAACCAUUAUGUGGAAUAUAUGAUUAAAUGGUAAACUAUUUUAUAUGUUAUAUUUGUGUGGAUAAGACUGUGAACAAUACUGAGAAGUAUUCCGUCUCUAGUGGCCUAAGAGAGGGGGCUGAUUUCUCUCUUACUGUGCCCUUGAGGCCUUAUAGCCCGAAGAGAAGAUAUUCUAGCGGCUGUGAUGCAGCCAAAUACAAUUCUUCAGCAGCAAAUCACUCCAAGAUUCUGCCACGAACGCAGUGUAUACGGAGUUUUCUCUGAAUCCAGCUCUGAUGGUGCAGUUCUCCAAGUUUUCGGUUGAAGUAGAGAUGUAGUUGAUGGUGAGAAAAGAUGUGCGGCAAGCUCGUGUUCUCCAUAUGUGGUCCAUCGGUGGUUCAUCGGUGGUUUCUCGGUUCAUCGGUGUUUGUGGUUUUAAAUGUAAUAAUGAUGUUAUAUAUGUAACAUUUGUGGAAAAGUGGGAACUGGGGAUUGGAGACAAAAUUACACAAAAAAGAGAUUGCCAGAUGCAUGGAGCAUGUCUGAAGCAU
Messenger RNA from Gryllus bimaculatus (two-spotted cricket), 1431 nucleotides. The record is from the annotation of a GenBank genome assembly. NCBI's taxonomy places the organism in Eukaryota, Metazoa, Arthropoda, Insecta, Orthoptera, Gryllidae.